AUGGAGAGGUUUGGCCUCCGGGCAGAUGAUCUCCAAUGGUCCUCAAUACCAACCGAACUGCUCCUCGCGGAGCUGUCGAGACGCAGUGAUGCCGACGAACGACCAGCAUGCGGCUCCGGGAAGAAGGGGUACUAUGACACGGGCAUCCACGUGUUUGCCCUCUUCCUGAUUCUUACCCUGAGCACUCUGUCGUGCGGGUUCCCCCUCUUUUCCCAGCGCCUGACCAAGGGCAGCAAACGCCAGCGCAACAUCAUCUUCCUCUGCCAGCACUUCGGCACCGGCGUCCUGAUGGCCACCGCCUUUGUCCACCUCCUCCCGACAGCGUUUACCUCGUUGACCGACCCAUGCCUCCCGCACAUCUUCAGCGAAGGAUACCGGCCGCUCGCCGGGUUGAUUGCCAUGGUGUCUGCGUUCGUGGUGGUUGCGCUCGAGUCGUACUUGACAACGCGGGGCGCGGGACAUUCCCAUUCGCAUCACGCCUGGGAAGAGGAGGAGGACAGCGACGACGGCGACACGGCUGGCAAUGAACACGGGCACGCCGGCGAGUCCGCUUCGCGGCACCCCCGGCGCGACCUGCCGGCAAACAUUGCGCUCGACGACCUGGAGGCGACAGAGGGCUUGGUCGCGGGCGCGUCGCCUCUUCCGGGAUCCACGCCCACGAUGGCACCUCGUCGGGACAACCCGCUCAAGAGCCAGCGAGAUAGCACGCAGGGGAACGACCGCGAGUCGCUGGACCUGGAUCUCGGUUUCGAGGAGCUGCGCCAGAGCCCGGAACCGAGCCAGCAACGCAAGUCCGACCCCAGGCUCCCGCCCCUCCAGCGCGUCCCCAACCCCGACGAGCAGAAGCGCAUGAUGCUGCAGUGCGCUCUGCUCGAGGCCGGCAUCCUCUUUCAUAGCGUCUUCAUCGGCAUGGCGUUGUCAGUCGCCACCGGCCCGACCUUUGCCGUCUUCCUCAUCGCCAUCUCUUUCCACCAAUGCUUCGAAGGCCUCGCCCUCGGCACGCGCAUCGCCGCCCUGCACUUCCCGCGCUCCUCGCCGCGCCCGUGGCUGAUGGUCCUCGCCUUCGGCGCCACGACGCCCGUCGGCCAGGCCAUCGGCCUGUUCGUGCACAGCUUCUACGACCCAAUGAGCCAGACCGGCCUGCUGAUGGUGGGGUUCAUGAACGCCAUCUCGAGCGGCCUGUUGUUGUUUGCCGGCCUGGUCCAGCUGCUGGCCGAGGACUUUCUGAGCGAGAAGAGCUACAAGGUGCUGAAAGGGAGGAGGAGGGUGAACGCCUUCCUUGCCGUCGUCAGCGGCGCUGGGCUGAUGGCUGUUGUCGGGGCCUUUGCCUGA
Messenger RNA from Thermothelomyces thermophilus ATCC 42464, 1332 nucleotides. RefSeq lists its product as uncharacterized. Bases 1 to 1332 code for a protein of 443 amino acids. NCBI's taxonomy places the organism in Eukaryota, Fungi, Ascomycota, Sordariomycetes, Sordariales, Chaetomiaceae. Gene Ontology annotation, molecular function: zinc ion transmembrane transporter activity. The transcript has 4 exons. Gene Ontology annotation, cellular component: plasma membrane. Gene Ontology annotation, biological process: zinc ion transmembrane transport. The record is from RefSeq and is a predicted model, not a curated record.